AUGGCACAAUUAGAAUUAUCUAUGUACAAGGAGAACCUAUUUGAAUAUUUUCGAUUUAUACGAAAUAAGAAAGAUGUUUUAAAUGAACUAUUAACAAUGGCAAGUAAUUUAGCAAGAGCAGAUUCAUCAGAAAAGCACAAACAAUUAGUGAAACAUUUAAUUGAAAUUAAGAAUAAAACUGGUUUCGUUAGUGUCGGUUAUUUACCAAAAUAA
This is a messenger RNA of Rotaria sordida, 213 nucleotides long. The record is from the annotation of a GenBank genome assembly. NCBI's taxonomy places the organism in Eukaryota, Metazoa, Rotifera, Eurotatoria, Philodinida, Philodinidae.